Staurois parvus is the source of this 378-nucleotide messenger RNA. The record is from the annotation of a GenBank genome assembly. Lineage: Eukaryota; Metazoa; Chordata; Amphibia; Anura; Ranidae.
CAAUCAGGAAGAUGGGAAGUUGAAAAGAAGCAGAAUGCUUUUAAGCAUCUGAUAUCUUAAAGUAAAUUUAACCCCUUCCCGCCGGCGCCUCCCAGCCCUUUAAGAGUUUCAGACACUGGGAGGCGGGGUGGGUAGGGCGUGGUUUAGGGAUCAUGUGACCGCUAUGACGCGUCGUCACGGUGGUCACAUGAUCGGGAAAGGUCCCGAUCAAAAGAGCAGACCGGGACCUUUCCGUGAAUACCGGACAUGUGUGCUGGGAGCAUGCAGGGCGCACGUUCUCAGUACAUAUGUUUUUUCUUACAUGAACGCAAAUGUGCGGCCGCUCUGCAUCUAGGCCCAGAUGCCAGGAGGCCCCACAUUUGUGUGCGGCCGGCGUAA